Molecule: messenger RNA, 5081 nt
Organism: Cercospora beticola
Lineage: Eukaryota; Fungi; Ascomycota; Dothideomycetes; Mycosphaerellales; Mycosphaerellaceae
Product: IPT/TIG domain-containing protein
Source: RefSeq, a predicted model, not a curated record
CGGACUCGCGGUGGGAUGUGCAGGCGGAGCGAGGGGCGCUGGAGUAGACGACGUCGGCUGCUCUUUUCUGCGCUCGCUGCUAUUACCGGAGCGCAUCCAUUAUUGCUACCACCGCACAUGCAGUACAUGGUACCUAUCACUACAGCUUACUGACGACAAGGUUUGAACUUAGCGGGCUAGCUUUGCCUUCAGCCACCGCGCUCGUCUGCUAAUUGCGUGCUUCCUUCUUGGGACUACCGGCUCUGCGACGACGGCGACAGACGCGUCGUGCACCAGCUCUUGUCAAUUUCCUCCUCCUCCGCACCCACGUUCGCGGCGAGACAGUCGCGGCCAAGAGACGGCGGUGGUGGGCGCACGUUGCGGGAAACGGUAUGCAGCCGUUGGCGGCAUCCUAGACACACGCAAGGCCAACUCUCGAGGCGCCGUGCGGUGGCUUGCCAGUGCGGAGUCUUCUUCGGCGCCCGCUGGUGUGAGUGAGCGCUCUGUCUGCUCUGCUGCCGCGUGCUUGCUUGUUGCUUGCUGGCUUGCCUGCUCCCACGUCGUCCACGCCAGCGCGGUGAGUCGUAGCGCGAGUCGGCACCACCAUGGACUCGCGGAAAACGGGGAACGAGUGGGAGGACAUGGACAUGUUCGGCACCACCGCGCCCACCGGCUUCGACACUCCCUCUGGCUUCGAUGCCUUCAACGACUUCACCAACCUCGACGCGCAGUAUGCCGAGUCGCCUAUCGGCCUCGCCCUACGCACCCCGUCCAAGUCGGGCCCCGAUGCCUCCACCUCCGCCGCCGCGCAGCAUGCCAAUGGCGGGGCGGCGCUCGCCAUGACCUCUGCGGAGACCUCGAGCCAGGACUCCUCCUCCGACACGUCGAGCGGGCGCAAGAGGAAGACGGGGCAGUCAGAGUCGCCCGUGUCCAUGGACGACUCGAUGCACCAUCACAUUAAGCAGGAGGACAGCAAGAUGGACAUGCAGCAGGUGCGGAGCUACGAUCACUUCUCCCAGCCCAUGCACAAUCUGUCCCUGGAGCAGCAGCAGAGCCAGAACAACAUGGGUCAGCAGUACUUCAAUAGUGCCGCAUCGAGCCCGGUGCACGCGAGCGACUUCAACUCGGCCAUGUCGCUCGAUGCACAGGUUGCCGGCAACAUGGCUGUCCAGUACCAGCAGGAUUCGCCCGUGCAGACCAUCAACCCUGGUAUGUUCUCCAUCGGCGGCUCGCGAGAUCAAUCUCCUGCCACGAAUCUCAUGUUCAAUCAAGCCUCGCCCACUGCCAUGUUCUCCACGCCCUCGUCGGACAGCCCUGAGGCCUUUGCAAACACCCAGAAUUGGCCGGCAUCACUCGCACAGAACCCACAAUGGCCCGGCGACUUUGCAGGUCAGCUAACAUCACCAGGUGGCAUUGCCUUCACCCCAUCACCUGGCGCGAAUGGGGCAACGCCGGCGAGCACGACGCGGGGUGCCGCUUCCCGCGCUCUGCUGGGCAGGUCACCACUGCACAUUGCCCCCAUCUCGACCAAGUCGCGUGUGGAGACGCAGAUCAACGUGGUGAUGACUUUGGAGAAGCCGCCGCCUGGCAUUGAACAUCUCCACCUCCCGCUUCACACCAUUGCCAAGUCAAAACUAUUAGCAAAGGAGGAAUUUGACCCCACAAAAGUACUCGAGCUCCACACCAUGCUCGUGUGCACUAGUGCAAUGCACAACCCACAGACCAAGGAAAAGGCGCUGAAGCGCGCCGCCGCCCAGAAUAAUGCAGAGAUUCAAAGGCGAGCGGAGCUUGCCCGCGAUGUGCCGCACGACGAGGAUAGGAAUGAUCAAAAGAACUUGCCCGAGGACGAAAGGGUCGUCAAUGGGGGCGAGGUCAAGAUCUGCAACAACUGCAUACAGCGGGAACGGAAGCGUGCAGGUCGCAAGAAGACAAAGCGCGAAGAGGAGCAGCAGCACUGGGAGCGUUUCGAAACGGAACGAGUGGUGGUGUUCAACUCAAACGAAUACCUGCCAUUUAAGCCGUGCGAUCCGUCACAAUACCCGCAGCGAGAUACUAACGCUGAUGGUGAGCAAUACAUGCCUCCCGAUGGGGCCCUGCACGUCACCGCUGCCAUGCGGAUCGCAUGUUACUGUAGGCACCAGAGCGAGAAGGAGGGCUUUCAAGUCAUCUUCACGCUCAAGGACCACCAAGGCAACGUUGUCGCUCAACAGUUAUCCGACUCGAUCCUCAUCACGGACGAUCACAAAACACAUCCGCAGAGUUUCUCGGCCACAGUCGGCAAUGAGGGUUUCUAUCAGAACGCGGCUUUCCUGCCCAAUGGAUUACCGAUGUCGCAUUCGAUGGUGGACAUGUCUGCUCACGUCCAACCAUUUACAUCCUCGCGCUCGGCAGGCAAUCUACCCGCGCUUGCAUACAACGCGCAGUACAACCCACACAGCCAUGUGCACCAACUCCCCGGGUCGGGAUACGCAUCAGGAACGACAUCUGCCACCAUGACGCCGACCAGUCUUUCGAGGCCGGGAUCGCCAACUAAUGCAGGACAAGCAGGUCCCAACAAGAAGCGCAAGUCUUCAUCGUUCCACAGGAAGGUCCCGAGCGGCUUGACGAUGACUCCUCGAGUGGAUACCAGUCAACCACCAUCUUCCAACAUGCCAUCUGCAGUUUCCAUGAACACACCGUUCUCGCCAACAGGGCAGUUCCCAGUGAACCAGUCGUACAUGACCAUCCCGAACAAUAACGGUCCAGCACAAUAUUACAACAGUGGCCCGCCGACUCCAAACGAGAACGCCCCUUUCAACUUCAGCCAGCCACAGGUAGAUAUGUCGCGCAUCCAGCAGAAUCUGAACAACCAGGCCUAUUUCUCUCAUCCAUCAUCGGCCGUGCCCAGCCGUGCAUCGUCCCCCGUAUUACAGCAGACCCGCGCCAAUAUGGCCGCAUAUGCCAGACAACAUCCAAUCCAGACGUCCACCAACACCAUGGGCAAUCGGGCCCAACAGCAGCAGCAAUUUGCAGUUCAAGUACCUCCUGGAUCUGCUGGGCACGAUGGUACAAUGUCGUCUUAUCCUACGAUUGAUCGCAUCACGCCCAACGAAGGGCCGAUGAGUGGGGGUACAGAGGUCGCUAUCUUUGGACACAACUUUGUCAACGGCGUCCAAGUCCAGUUCGGCGACCAGGUGGUUUCUUCGCAGGUCCUGUCUCCGAACUCCAUGAUUACAAUUUCUCCGCCUGGCAGGGUAGGCUCCGUCCAUCUUAACCUCCUGGCACCUCCAGGCGCAGCGCCAUACCCUCAACUCGCGAACCGUCCCAUCUUCAGAUACACCCAGUACAACGAACAAAUGAUGGUCAUGGCGCUCAAGUAUCUCAGUGAGCAGCAAUAUGGACAGACGGACAAUUGGCAAGCGCUGGCGCAGCAGAGCGCGACUCAAUACGUGCAAUCGAAUGUCGUGCGUGGCGGACUGGGACAGCAAGGAACGUAUCGCAUGGCUGCAGAGUAUGGAGAUGUCGAAGGAGCGAUAAUGCAGAUCUCAGGUGCUCUUGAUCAACACCGGCCUGCUUCCACACUUGCUUCCUCUCAUGCAAGCGCAAGCGAUGAUGCCUCCUCGCUCGGCAUCCACCAUGAAGCAGAACGAUUGGUGGGCCGAGGUGCAAGCUUGACCUGUAGCGACAACAACGGCUACGCGCCUUCGCUGCACGCAGCCCUGCAGGGACAUCGCGAGAUCUUCGAACGCCUUGCGGCACCCAACGGGCUUCCAUACCUGCGCGGGCCACACGGAUCCGACAUGCAAGCAACCACACGCACACGGCUCCUACGCUAUACCGAACAUCUGCGCGGCGUCAGACGCUAUUCAGGCUCUUCACGAUCAUCCAUCGACGAUGAGGGGAAGCCUCUAUCGAGAGCGUCAAAGACCGAUGGCAGUAACACGCAUGUUGCUGAAAUGCAGGACAAGGCAGGACAGCAUAUCGCAUUGUCGUCUUCAAGAUCUCGACAAAUGGGGAUUGUUCCCGUGCCAAUCGCACACGUACAAAGUGUCCCGUCAGCGACAGAUCGUGCGCUCUGCCGUGACAACAGCCCGGCGCAGGCACAGGAGACGGCGGCCAACGCGGAUUCCCAGUCCCAAGCACCACCGAACGUGCCCGAAAGCUCAAGUCACCACUGCUGCACCUCCUUUGCCAACGCCGCUGCGUCUCCCAAGGGCAGACGAUUGUCGAGGACGGCCACGCCCGCCACGCUCACCGACCUCCUCACGGCGUCGGAUCCGGCUUGCGCAGCCCCGGCCUAUCACAGCAUGCUGUCAGAGCAAACGCCAGCUGAGCUACCAAGGACAAUCGCACCCAGCAAUCUGGAUACUGUUGCAGGGCAGAAGUGCGCGACCAUGUUUGAGACCCCGAGUGCAACGGAUCACGUUUCCCGUUGUUCAGGUUCUUCCGAGGACCCCUCACCGAACAUGUCCGCCGAAACGCUUCGAUGGCUUGUCACGACCGGAACUUGGGUACCGGGUUAUGCUCUCACGACAACGAGUAUCAUGAUUCAUGCCAUUUUGCCUCACAUCAGGCCAUCUAUCACGGAUAUGUCUGGCAGUAUGGCCAUUGCAAAUUUGCCUGGCGCGUCUUCUGUCGUCUGCGCUGCUGCUUGAGUGUGUGGAUCCUUGAACAGCAGUAAUGCAAUGCGAUGAACCUAUUUUACCUUCGAGUCCCUCUUUCAGUACCUUUGAACGAGCACGACGGUUGCAACAGCACGGCGUUCUCUCUCGCAGAAACAAAUUCUGUGUUUUAAUUUUGCUCGUUUCCUGACCUUUGCGGUCAGGGCUUUGUGAUAUGAGGCGAGGCGAGGCGAGGGGGCACGAUUCUGAUUUAUGGGAUCAAAAGCAAUUGAUUCAUCGGGGUCAAGGCGAGAGGGAAAGGCGACGAUACGGGUGGGAUCUGUUGAAACGGCGAACCUGGUAGGAAAGGCCGGCUUGCGAGCAUGCAACGAAUGAUGGCAGUGAAGGCACUGUCUUCUUCUGGCCUCGGAAUUUGAUGGGAGGCAUUCUCGUCGGCAAGGGGAGAUGAAAAUGUUUGAUGAUGAUUGUACAUUUUGAAGGAUGAAAUAUACCACACACACA